Messenger RNA from Eublepharis macularius, 2839 nucleotides. RefSeq lists its product as uncharacterized. The record is from RefSeq and is a predicted model, not a curated record. The transcript has 2 exons. Bases 41 to 2125 code for a protein of 694 amino acids. NCBI's taxonomy places the organism in Eukaryota, Metazoa, Chordata, Lepidosauria, Squamata, Eublepharidae.
GCUAUUGAACUUCAGACACAAGAUACUGCUAGAGCAAAAGAUGGCCGUGCAACGCAAGGAGUCAGAUGUGGUCAAAGCCCUGAGGAAUGUCUGCAAAGCCGAAGAUGUGCGCAAGGAGACUGAACUGAUGAUGAAGCCCUAUGCCAACUGGGAGGAGUAUCUGAUGCCUGGCCCCAUCUCCAUCGCCAUCCUAGGGGAGCUGGCAUGCAUCUCCGCAGGGCAGGGGGAUUUCUCCAUCAACAAGAACCCACCCACAGGGGGAUUCAAAUACAUCAAGUACCCAGACUCGUUCCUCACGUGCCUGAUGCAGGUGAGCAACAAAGGCUGGGAGGCCUUCAACAUUGCGCACAAGAACAUGGAUCAGAUCAGGCUCCUCUCCAUGAGUGUCCCGGAGCAAAUGAAGACCAUUGUCCAAAUUCUGUUCCAAGACACAGAGGUGGUGCAGGCAUUGCUUCCCGGGCAACUGACCAGCAUGAAAUCCAUUGCAGAUGAAUGUACCUCUUUAGCCCUGGCUGUCGAGAGCAAAUUCAGUGAUGUCAUCCGCCUGAUCCAAGAACUGCUGGAAGCCUGUUUGAGUUCCAAGAGCGGGUAUGAAAAAGAGCUGGAAGAAACUAGACGGACCUUGGAAGGCGUCAAGCUCAAACAAAAAGCGGCAGAAGCAGCCAAGAAAGAGGCAGAGGAAUACUACAAUAGUAUAAGGAAGAAAGUGGAUGAAACAUACCAAGAUUACAGAAAGGCAAUGGAUAGUAUUCCAGAGGGGUGGGAUGCUGUAGCUAUGAAUUUUGUUGCAAGUCUUGCAGAUAGCAUGACAACUGUGCCUCGUGCAGUUGCCAACCUUACCGCUGAUAUGUGUAAGUACCUUAUUGGGGAAAGCGAGCACAGUGGCGACGAGGCAAACGGUGGAGCUGAAGAUGACCCCAUAGCACUGUGUAACAUUUGCUCCCACUCUGUGCAACUGGCUUCUUUGGGAAAUGCUCUGAAUCAGCUUGUGGAUGAAGAAGGCAACAUUAACAUGGGCCUCCUUUACAAUGAGAAAGACCAGCAAGUCAAGUCCUCUUGGACAAAAGAAACUGCCGAGCAACUUCUGGAGAAGAUAAAUAAAGAAAAGGAAUGUAGCGUGAAAGGAAUGGCGGUAGAAAUAUGUACUUCUGUAAUUGGUGUUUGUCAGACACUGGCUGAAAUAGCGACUUCUGGAAAAAAAGAUGUAGAUAAGAAAAGCCUGAAGGAAAAAAUCAAACAUCUAUUGCAAAAGGUUGACCUCUUUGACAGCAAAAGCAAGUCACGCACAGGGGCACCACCCUUUGCCCCCAAGACACCCAAUAUGGCAAAGUACGAAGACAGUUGCCAAGGGAAAAUGGCAGGAUCAGUUGUGAUGACCAAUGCCCAUUUCAAAAUUGUGCAAAGUCAAGAAAUGCUGAAGAUCACAGAAGAAGAGUACCAGAGAAGUUUUGAAAACUUCAAGCAGCAGAAUGAAGAGUUGACAGAGAUACUCAUUACCAUGAGGGCAUGUGAAACAAAGGAGAUUGACUUUGAUACAGCCCGGAAGAUGCUGAUCAAAGGCUUGGAUGCCUUGGGGCGGGUGAAGGAACAGUGGGAGAAGAUGGUCCGUUUCUUCCAGAUGAUUUCCAGCCUCAUCGAGUCCUGCCUCAGCCGUCGGAUUGCAGAAUUUGUAACCACAGCUGGAAAUGUCUGUGGAAUUGCAAACUACUCCAGCAAUGACUUUGUUAAAGAUCUGAUUUAUAAGCAGGCCUUCAAUGCUUCCAACGUGGCUCAUUUAGUGCAUAUGAUCUCCGAGACCUACACAGAAGUAUCUUCAAACUACCUGAUGGACAAGGUGAGUAGCCUUGGCAGGCUUAUCUCCAUGGAGCCUUCUGAUCCCAAAUUCCAGGCUGAGCGCCUGAAGUUGGCAGCAGGGUGUGAUGAUGCUCGACAAGCCAUAGAGGAUCUGGUCAUUAAGAAAAAGAGAGAGUUUGAGAGCAACAUCCGGGGCAGAGUGGAGAAAAUCUCUUCUGAGCUGAUGGCUGCCUUGCCAGAAGUGACCAAAACAGAGCAAAAAGCAAUUGAAGAUACCGUACAGAAGGGCAUGAGAGACAUGAGCCUGCAGGAUGCCAACCAGUUUAUCUAGAAGUGCUUCUCAGCUCUAAGUACUCCUCUCCUUUGAGACAAGUUGUAGCAGUGCCUAAUUCAUUUCUUUCUCUAUUUUCAAAAUUCUAGAAGGACAAACAAGAUGGGAUCCUUAAAUGGAACUCUGGACAUUUCCAUAGUGGUACCAUACAAAAGGGAAUGAGAGACAUGAGCCUGCAGGAUGCCAGCCAGUUUAUCUAGAAGUAUAUCUCAACUACAGUGAAGUUCAGUGGUGGGGGAGAUGGCAGGCAUCCUGUUCUGUUUCCACAACAAAGAUUUUCCAUGUUCAGCAACCAGAUUGGUAUAUUCCCCCCUAUGUUUCUAUGUUGUCCUCUAUUUGCGCACGGACUGUCAACAGUCUGUUCUAUCAACAAAAAUGUGCUUUAUUUGAAAUCUGAGGGGAAAAGGGCAUUUCCUGGGCAGGACACUAUAGGCAGUAGCAUUGGGCCUCCAUGAAGAGCUAAUCAAUUACUUGUCAAUUACUCUUUUCAUUUGUUAUUGACCUCUAAAGGCCAGUCUCAGCAACAAUUAGCACAACGAAAGAGAAUCACCUGCCUUUUAGACAGAGGGGAGGGAAUUGUUGGAGGCUCUGCAAAUACAAAAUAGUAAACAGUCUAGUAGCACCUUUAAGACUAACCAACUUUAUUAUAGCAUAACCUUUCGAGAGCCACAGCUCUCUUUGUCAGUUGGUUAGUCUUAAAGGUGCUACUGGACU